Schizophyllum commune H4-8 is the source of this 1416-nucleotide messenger RNA. RefSeq lists its product as uncharacterized. The record is from RefSeq and is a predicted model, not a curated record. The transcript has 5 exons. The coding region runs from base 46 to 1362 and encodes 438 amino acids. Lineage: Eukaryota; Fungi; Basidiomycota; Agaricomycetes; Agaricales; Schizophyllaceae.
CACCUUCGCCUCCUACCCUCAUCAUAAGAGCGCGCCUUUAGCGCCAUGCCCUUUCGUGCUCGCAAUGCCUACUACCUCAAGAUAUCAGAGAGGAACGUGCUACCGCUCUAUGUCUAUCUCGAUGAGCGCCAUCUUGACUGGAUGAACGACCAAAUAUUGCAACAUGUGUUGGCGGAUCUGCGACCUCACAUCGUCCCAAAGCUUCGAGCUGAAGCAGAUGCGACCCAGUCAGCGGCGGGAGCCAAGAAGCUGACCGUUGAUACCCAUCGUGGCGACUCCUACCAGUUUGCGUACUUCUUGCGCAAGACACAUCCUCACUCUGUUCUCGUCAAGACCCGCCACUUCGUCGCUGCCCCACCCGUGAAACGUACCGCACCUGCCUCUGCGCCUCCACCGACUACUCAAUCUACCUCCAAGCGCAAAGCUCGACCGAAAGCAGCACCCGCGCCCAAACGGCAGAAGACGAAGGGGAAGGCUCGCGCUGACGAAGACGAGGAGCUUGCUGUCACUUCAGACGAAGAAGCUGAGGAUGAGGGUGCACCAAUGCCAGCUGCUCCGCGGCGCUCGCUACGGGCAAGGAAACCCGCACUUGGGUUGUACGCCGAAGACGCGGAAGACGAGGACAUGGAAGAGGACGUCAAGCCGCCACCUGCCGCCGAACCGCCAAAUCCAGAAACAGAAGAACCCCCGCAAGAGGACGUCGAGAUGAGUGAACCGUCACCCUCCCCGCCACCACCUCCACAGCCCUCCGCCUUCGACCUCGCCGCGGACGAGGAGGAAGAAAAACCCAAACCACUGCUCCAACUUCGCUAUCAAGGCUUCAGCAUCUACGGUCACUGCCUCUGUGUCGUCGUCGAACCCUGGCCGCCGAUGAGGGGCGCUUCCCUCGCUCCGGGCUCGCGCGCGGGCUCUGUCGCACCUUCGAGGUCCGGGUCGCUGGCGCCGUUCCAUCAGGAGACGAGUGUGCAGCCGCCAGGGACGCAGCGAGCGCGGACGCCGCUGUUCUUACCGGACCCGGAUGAGAGGCGGAGUCUUACUCCUGGUCCGCGAGGGCUGACACCAGCGCCGCUGAACGCGCGCGAUGGGAGUGCUGCACCUGCGACGUCGCGGGAUGGUAGUGUUGUGCCUUCCGGACGCAACCUGCCUCCGGUACCCCUCUUCGGUGAUUCGAAUCAGGAGCCGCUUUUCCUGCUCGGGGAUGAAGACGAGGACGCCAACGUGGAUGAAGACGGAAGUGGCAUGAUGGCGCUCAGUCAGGCGCUGCAUGCCGCGGGCGACCUACAUGGCACGGCGGCGGAGGACGAUGAAGAUAUGGACGGUUCCAUCUUCUUCGGCGACGCAGACGAGGUGCGGGAGCUUUGAGUAUCAUUAUGCUCUAUCUACAAUACCGCGAAUCCAACGCUUGGGCCCACAAAA